Messenger RNA from Bipolaris victoriae FI3, 1185 nucleotides. RefSeq lists its product as hypothetical. NCBI's taxonomy places the organism in Eukaryota, Fungi, Ascomycota, Dothideomycetes, Pleosporales, Pleosporaceae. The transcript has a single exon. The annotation marks the transcript as partial. The record is from RefSeq and is a predicted model, not a curated record.
CUGACGAUCAUAGAAUUUAUCAAAAACGCCAUCAUUGGAUAUUCCAAAACGAUCAAAUCUCCCGAUGAGCAAUCCCUCAUCCAUCAUUUUCUCCGAUUCUUCGACGAAGAGAUCCAAAAGAUUAUUCAGAAUAAUGUUCAUGCCGCUGGAGAUGAUGCAUUAUCAUGGAAAGUGGCAGAUGAAUGCUACAAAGAAGCCAUCAGCCCUUCGGGUAUUCUCAACGCUGAUCGCUAUUUCAACGAUGUCAAGAAUUCCCUACCAAGACGGCGUGCUGAUUCUGUUUCUGGAAACCAAGACCAUGUUUUCAAUGAUAAAAGAAAACGAGAAUGGAUAGAUUCUUGGGUCACAAUCCUGAACCGCGCACCUAGUGGACUUACACUGUUCUAUCCUCGAACGAGUAACGAUAUCGAUCUCACCAACCCAAAAACUAUCCCGCCGUACCUGUUUCGAGUUUUUGACAUGAAAAGCUCUGGAAACAACGAUGAAGAAGUCAUGGCAUCUUCCAGACAUGCCUCUCAAGUCCGAACAAGUGGCGUCAAUGACUUACUGGGUAUGGAGGACGUGAAGGCGACAAGAUUGCUGUCUUACCAUAUUGGUCAUAAGUGGCGUCGCAAGUAUGACGACCAAGAUAACUUGGUGUCUUGGACUAGCUCACUGCUUUAUGCUGUCCAAUAUGCAACAUAUAGAAAACAUCACCCAAGACUCAAAAAUGCCGACAUCAAUAUAUGUAUGGUACAAACCAGCCAGUUUCCCCAAGGACAGUUUGUCCGGGACAUAAAGCUGCUCAAUAAAUACCUUGCCAUUGCCAGCGAUUUGGGAGGAAAAGUAUGGUCCAUUUUCGAUCUGCGUCUGUCUAAGCCAGAAUUCUACAAUGGUGAGUACUUCUCGCAGGGAGUAUUGAACCAUGCAGGUCGAUCGUGUGUGGUUUCUCUGGAGCAACUGGAAGAUGCCGGUAUCUUCAAAUUGUAUCCGGCAUUGGAGGAUCCUAGCGAUGACGAUGGUGUUGUUCGAAACGCAUUAAAAGUACUCGAUCUACGUCAAGAGUGGUCUGAUGAGCAGACAACAACCGAAAAUGACGUCCCAUAUGCGCUUUCCAUCGCACGGAAGUGCUUCCCUGGUUUUAACGAAUACGAUAUAGCUUGCAUUCUAUUAGCUUUCAAGCACCGCGAACUAUCAGGUAAGUAG